Molecule: messenger RNA, 2465 nt
Organism: Ostrinia furnacalis (Asian corn borer)
Lineage: Eukaryota; Metazoa; Arthropoda; Insecta; Lepidoptera; Crambidae
Product: coronin-2B
Exons: 13
Coding region: 422-2080 (552 amino acids)
Molecular function (GO): actin filament binding
Source: RefSeq, a predicted model, not a curated record
UUGGCCAUUCGUUCCAUCAUCAUUCGCUCAUUCGUCUUCGAUUUUUGCUGAAGUUUAUUUUCCCUGCUCUUGUUUUUUGGUACUAAUUUAUAAGUAAACAAAGAAAACGUAAGGAAAUCAUUGUUAUUUUGUGUCAGGGAUAUGCCUCCAGUAAAGGAUGAGUCGAUAAGGGAAGGUAAUUGCCUGGAAAUCAUCAAUAUUUCCGAGAAAAGCCCAGGAAAGAGUGGUGCUCUCGUCGAUGUAAGAGCGUGUAAUAAACCUUCGGCUAAGUGUUAAGUUACUGUGCGUGAUGUUGUGGGCAGCUGAUGUUUAUGUUAUUUGUGUACAUGGUUAUUAGUAAAAUGCACAAAAAUAUAUAGUUUGGAAGCCUCUAAGUAGUGCAUGCCUUGAAUAUUCGCACUCGAGUAGACCGAAGACGACAAUGACUAAUUCACAGGUAUGGUUCCGAGGAGUGAGAAGCUCCAAAUUCCGCCAUGUUUACGGGGUGUCGUUCAAAAGGGAGCGUUGCUAUGACAACAUAAAGAUCACCAGGAAUGCGCACGACUCCAACUUUUGCGCGGUGAACCCCAAGUUUGUGGCGAUCGUCACAGAGGUCGCUGGCGGAGGUGCCUUCCUAGUGCUGCCUUUGGAUCACACCGGUCGACUAGACUUCAACGCAAGCCGGGUGACAGGUCACAAGGGCCCAGUGCUGGACAUCAAAUGGAACCCAUUCAACGACAACAUCAUCGCGUCAUGUUCCGAUGACUGCACGGUGAAGCUAUGGCAUAUCCCAGAUGGUGGUCUAUCUAUGCACCUAACAGACUGGCUGGUGGAAUUACAAGGCCACAAACGCCGUGUAGCCUACAUAGAAUGGCACCCCAUCGCUGAAAAUAUCCUGUUCAGUGCAGGCUUCGACUAUUUGAUUUUCGUCUGGGACGUAGGCAAAGGGGAGGCCAUCCGCGUCAUAGACUGCCAUACUGACGUCAUCUACUGCAUGUCGUUCAACCGCGAUGGUUCCCUGCUAGCUACCACCAGUAAGGACAAGAAACUGCGCAUUAUCGAACCGAGGAGAGGCAUAGUUCUGUCUGAAGGCAUCUGCCACCAAGGCACCAAAGCGUCCAAGUGCACUUUCCUAGGCAGCAGCGGCAAAGUCUUGACCACAGGCUUCUCGCGCUACAGCGACCGGCAGUACGCCGUGUGGGAGCAGCACUCGCUCGACAAGCCGCUCGUCUGCGAGACCAUAGACAGCUCCUCCGGCGUCGUGUUCCCGUACUUCGACUACGACACCAACAUGGUCUACCUUGCAGGCAAGGGUGACGGGAACAUUAGGUACUACGAAGUUGUCGAAGAACCGCCAUACGUUCAUUUUCUCAAUCAGUUCCUGUCAGGAAAUCCACAGCGCGGGCUGGGCUUCAUGCCCAAGCGUGGGCUGAAUACUAGCGCGUGCGAGGUGUUCCGCUUUUACAAGCUGCACACGUCGCGUGGUCUCUGCGAGCCCAUCUCCAUGAUCGUGCCGCGCAAGUCCGAUUGCUUCCAGGAGGACUUAUACCCCGACACGGCGGCGCCGCUGCCCGCGCUGUCGGCGCGCGACUGGCUGAACGGCAUGAACGCGCAGCCGCUGCUUAUCAGCAUGAGGACGGGUGUAACAAUAACGACCCACAAGCCGCGCACGAACAACAAAGACACGCCGGCUCUACAACCACAAGACGCGAAUAAUCGCAAGAAGUUCGCGUUUUUGUCGCGAGAGACCACGCCCGACUACCGUCCGCUCGCCACGUGGCAGCCCGCCGCGCCCGACGACACGCAGGUGACGGUGACCGAGAAGUCUGCGAAAACUAACGCGAACCAAACCACGAAGUUCCACCAGCUGCAGCGAAUGUUCGGCAAGAGCGCCGGCGACGCCGAGCCCGUGCCGCUCUACAAGCAGAUCAACCAGGGCGACGUCUUCAGCACCGAGCACGAGCUGCGCCUAGCAUUCAACCGCCAAGGCGAAGAGUUGAGAAUCGUGAAGCGACAACUCCAAAACAGCCAACAACGCGUGCGGGAACUAGAACAACACGUGGCCGCGUUGCAAGCGCUCAUCCAGAGGGACGGCUCGUAAGCCCCGCCACGCCAAUGUACCACGCCUCUAUGUCUACAUUCGUAAGGCGUAUUAUCGCUUGUACCUUGCGUGAGUCGUGCUCACUUGUAAUUGAACCCGCCAAUACAGCGCUUUAUUCCGUUCGCGAAAUUGAAUCCUUGUCUCGGUUUUUCCUACCCUUAUUAUACCUCGGUUAUUCCUUCAUCGUCAAAGGGCCUACUAUGCAUGACGGUGUCCGUAAUUUCAACUUCGACUCCUUCGAAAUUACGGAUAUGUGAUAAAAGUCGAAUAUAGCGUGCCAAAAAACAUCGGCAGGGAGAAAUGAACAUAGUGUUUGCGUGUCGUGGAAAAUUAUUACUUUCUUGGUAAAAACUGGCAAUACAAGUCAGUCAACCAGAUGAAAAAA